Molecule: messenger RNA, 462 nt
Organism: Spodoptera exigua (beet armyworm)
Lineage: Eukaryota; Metazoa; Arthropoda; Insecta; Lepidoptera; Noctuidae
Source: the annotation of a GenBank genome assembly
AUGCAGGAAGGCACGUACGUCGGUUGUGAUGCAAACGGUAACAAAUACUUCACGAAUUGUAACUACAUGAUCGGUCGAAGUCGAUGGGUGGAAUUCAACAAUAAUUACAAAUGGGAUUAUGACGCGACGCAAAUAACCUCGGAGUGGUUUGGUUGGUUGCACUACAAGACAGACAAAUUGCCUUGUGAAGACUGUGCUAAACGUGCAUUGCACGGCUGCUGUUCAGCCCACGCCUGGCUUCAACCAUUUACUGAGAAUCUCACCUCGACGGAGGAAGCAUACUACCCUUACAGCACUACCAGGCCUCAUAUCCGCGUGUGGGAUGGUAGAAUGUCAUUAAGCGAGUUUCGACUUUACGACAGAAAUAAAACUAGGAGCAUUGCUCCAAAUCCCGUGCAAAGACCGUCGUCGAUAUUAGGAGAUCCAAAUCAAUAUGAAACGCAAAGAAAAUGCCUCAUAUAA